Entrophospora sp. SA101 is the source of this 2409-nucleotide messenger RNA. The record is from the annotation of a GenBank genome assembly. Lineage: Eukaryota; Fungi; Glomeromycota; Glomeromycetes; Entrophosporales; Entrophosporaceae.
AUGUUUAACACAAAAAAUUCGUUACUAGGAAAGAAAACAAGUAAAUCUUCAUCCAAAAAAGGAAACAGUUUAAGAAGAACUUUAACUCCUACCACAAAAAAGCAAUAUCAGAGGGACCUAGCUCAAACUGUGACUUUAGAAGAAGUUCACCUAAUUGUUAAAAGAUGUGCUGAUAAAGUACGUUUACAUGUUGUGGAUAUAUUUAAGCCGAUGCACAUUGGCGAUAACGCCAAUGAUGUCAGAAGACUUAUAGGUUGUUUAUUACGUGAAACUCGCGCACAAUGUGAUGAAGAACUCGGAAAAUUGGAUAUUCAUAUUAUAGUCUCUGCUAUGAAAUGGGCUUUAAGACAUUGUGUUACAACUAUUGUCCCAUAUCAAUUCUACGAAGAAUUUGUAAUAUUUGAACAAGAAUCUGAUUUUGAUCCAGAUAAAGGUUCAUUCAAACAAUUUCUACGCUAUCUACCAAAUCAAAACAGAGAUAUACUUGUUGAACUAUUUGAUAUUUGUGCACAGGUAACUGCUGAAUCACACAUAAACAAUAUGUCAGCUGAACGCUUAGUUAAGACAUUGGCCCUUUGUAUUCUGGGCAAUCAAGAUAAGCCACUUGAAGGUUUUGAAGAAGCCUAUAACGAGUGGUCAAAAUGUUCUCAAGCUUGUCUACACUUAUUCCUGGCUUAUCUUCGUGAGAAAGCUGUCACUACCGAAUUAAACCCACGUCUCACUAUCUUGAUAGACAAUUAUGUUGAAGAUAGAAAAAAAUCUGUCACAUCUGUCUACUUUAAAGCUCCUAAUAAUAAUGAUAGAGAUGAUGGAAAUUAUGAUAACAAUAUACAACGACCAGAAACUUUGAACAAUAAAUCUAAAAUAGCCUGUAAGCAUAUUAAAAAAGUUAACCGACAAACGCGUAGCUUUACUACACUACUUCCUGAUAUUAUGGAUAAUAUGAAACGUAAAACAAUAAUAAGACCUAGUACAAUUAUGACAGUUGCGGAGAAAAAAUCAGCCGAGGAAAUGUGGGUAGAAUUUCAGGAUAAAGGCAUUGGAGCAUUAUCUGACGAUUUUAUAAAGCUUUUUUUUUCAUUAGAAUCUCGUGCCGCAGAAGUCAAACUAUCACCAAGUCGUACUGAAAAACAAUGGGGUUCUUUUAGCAAAAAAGGGUUUCAAAGUUUAUAUUUGGAGCCUUUAUCAGAAACCAAAAAUAAUGAAAAAGAAAAUGAUUCUGGCGUUUCUUUAAGACAAACUGUUGUUUGGGAUAGUUUUUCUGAAAAAGGUUUUGAAGAAUCAGAUGUUUUAUCUUUAGUUUCAUCACUUGGUCCAGAAACUUUAAUCAGCAAAAAGAAAUUUGUUAAGUUUCGUUCCUUAAGAAGAACUAGAUCUUUAAGUCCAAUCAAAAGGUUAGCUGCUUUAGAUUUAGAAGAAGAUUGGGAGGAUUGGGAUAUCAUUGAUAGAAGAGAGGAUUUACCUAUUACAACUCAUUUGGCAAUUGAAACAAUUGAUGAAAUCUUCCCUUAUGUAUGGAUGGAAACAACUGUUGAAGAUGAGGGUGAUAAAUGGGGUGAUUGGAUAUUUAUUGAACCAAGAAGUGGUUUAAUACACGAGUGUGAAUGGGUUAUGAUUGAGGAGAAGGCUCAGGUUUUCUCAGAAUGGGAGAAAUCUUUUUCAUAUUCAAGAAGAAGAAAAUUGAGUGCUCUCAGUACAUUUAGUAUACCAUGGGUUAGACCUGGUGCUGCUGGUAAAAAAUCAAGACCUGUCAGUAAAGCAAGCACUAGAUUUUCAGUGGCCUCAACAAUUAGAAGACCUGUACCUGCAAUAAUGGCAAUGUUUGAUAGAUCAAGACCUGAUGAUCAAGUGUUUGCCACAAAUUACAAGUUUCCACCAAAUGCGAUUAAAAAAUAUAAAAAAGAAGAAAAUGAGUCUGAGGAAAUUAAACAAAUGGGUUAUGAAGAAGGUUAUGAAGAAGGCUAUAAAGAAGAUUAUGAAAAAGAAAAUUACAGUGAAGGAUAUUGGGAGGAAGAUGAAUACGCACAAUACUAUCCAUCAAAAGAAUCAUCAGCAAAAAAUUCACAAUAUUCAGAAAAUGGUUAUAUUAAUCAAUAUUCACAAAAUGAUAUACCACAACUACCUUCAAUUACAAAAGGAUACAAUAAUUUUGCUCAGAGACAAAUGAUGAAACAAGGUGAAUUAGUACCAUCACAUUAUCAGCAACAACAUCAACAGCCAUUGUCAUUAUAUUGGGCUUGGAGCCAGAAAAAUAUAAUGUGGAAAUGCUCAGAGGCUGGUAAAUCUUUUGAUGGUGAUAAGGGGACAAAACUUCUCUAUGAACGAGGUAUAAAGGCUUUGAAGAUGAUGAAAGAUAUGUUCCAGUCUCUAUGUUUAGCUGUUGGGAUGGAAGAAGAAAAAAAAAAAUAA